CAAAUGUCCCAGGGAAGUUUCUCUUAGCCAAACUGCUCCCUCUCCAGAGCACAGCUCUUCAGAGACUCUGGAAAAGCAAGAAUUGGUGAAAGCAGACUGCUUGGGGGAGGGGAAAGGCUGUUGGAUUCUAGGAAUCCACACUGGCAUCCUAAACAAUACCUAAGUCAUGCACUCUAGUAAUAUCCAAGGGAGCGCUAAAUGGAAAUUACACUGGCGGGAUUCUGUAGUCACAGCAAGGCUGGAAAAGGAACUCCUGGGCGUGCUUCCACGCGAGGCAAAGCUCCCCAGUGUACGCCGUACUGCUAGAGCUCUGGGUCCCCAGUGGUUGAGGCAGCCGUGCUUCCACCUCCGCCUUCUCCACCCCCGCCCAGAUCCAGUGGCCCUUUUGCUCUAGCUCUGGCAGUGGCGGUCGCAGCUGGAGGAACGCGCAGGCGCUGAGGCCGCAGCUGGCUGGGAGGGAGGCAGCGGCUGCAGCAGCGGUGGACGGAGCAGCAGCUGGCCCGACGCGGAACGCGAGUAGCGGGCGCUAAAGCGCACGGGUCAUUAUCAUCCAAGACCUACCUAAAACCAAAGGGAAAAGUCAUGGAGAGGGUUUUCCUCACUGAAGAGAAAGCCAAUUCAGUAUUAAAGCGCUACCCAAGAGCAAAUGGUUUUCUGGAGGAGAUAAAACAGGGAAAUAUUGAACGUGAAUGCAAAGAAGAAGUUUGUAACUAUGAAGAAGCAAGAGAAGCCUUUGAGAAUGAUGUGAAGACUAAGGAAUUCUGGGACACCUACACAAAGGAACAUCAGGGAGAAAGUAGCAGAGGAAAUAACUGGUAUCCAUUUUACCUUGCAUUUCCAUUAAUCAUUGGCCUUUUUGUUAUCCUCCUCAUCAUAUUCAUAACUUGGAGAUAUCUCCUAAAAAAGAAAACUCGCAGACAGACGGUGUACAUGCGACGGGGAGCCCUGGAAGCUACUAGUGAUGGCACCAUGACUGAUGGUAGAGGUUCUCUCCCAUCCCAUCUCAGCAUCACUCAUUCCCCACAGGAAGAAAUAUUUGACAGUAGUGGGUUAUCCCCAGGAUUUCUGGGUUAUGUAGGUGGGCGCUCAGAUUCUGUCUCUACACGUCUUUCUAACUGCGAUCCACCACCCACCUAUGAAGAAGCCACUGGUCAGACAAACUUGAGAAGAAGUGAAACAGAACCUCAUUUAGAUCCACCCCCCCAGUACGAUGACAUCAUGAACUCCAGCUCAGCCAAUGCCAUUGCUAUGGUACCGGUCGUCACCACCAUCAAGUAAAGCAGAAAAGUCUUCAUUUCUCUGGUUAUUUUUAAACUACUAACAGGAGAAUUUUGUAGCACUUUAUCACUGCAUAAUCAUGCAUUUACAUAAUUUAUUGGACCCUCAAAGCAUACCGCUCCCCUUCCCCCUCCCUGUGAUAUUGUUUUCCUUCUUUUUCUUUGAAUUUGUUUCUUUUCUUCAAGAUUUAUCAGUGCUCAUUUGGCUAGUGGGGAGAUAGGAGCAGAUACCCACAGCAGUGUUCAUAUGGGAGAGCAUAUAAAUGCCAACACAGUAUAUAUGUAACUGGCUUUUAAAAAAUCCUUCUAUUUUAUUUAGUUACUUAGGAAGGGAGACUCACCAGAAGCUACAAAAUGUGACACUUAACUAUAUUUGCAGAUUAAAAACCAGCAACAUGUUGCUGAAUUUUGCAGUAGGAAAUUUGGCUGAACUCACUUUUCCUCACUAAUUUCCCAUCUAUCUUAAAUGGAAAAUGCACAUGGUAAUCCAAAUUUAGGCACUUCUGACAAAGAUAGCAAUAAGUGAUAAAGUGCUAACAACUUUUAACUAGUAAGAUAAUAAUUGGUUGUUAAUGACAUUUCAGGGUUUGUGGUCUAUUUGGUAAAGAACCAAACAGUGUUUAUGUAUUUCUAGAUGACUGGUCAUACUUAUUCAUUUCGUGCUUUCUUUUUCCUUACGCCCUGAGAUAAUGUAUCAAGUGGGUAUAGAAAUCUAUUACAGGGCAAUGAAUUGCUCAGAAAUUUGAUCUUAAUAUCCUCCUCCUUUACUGUCCAUUAACGUCAUCCCAAACUUUUAUCCCCUCCCACUCAGCUCUCCCCCACUCCCUUAGGGAUAUAAUUAAGAUUAGAAAUGCUGAAGGAGAAUUAUUUUGUUAUGGUUAUAGGUUAGGCUGAAGUCAUUGCCUCAGGAUCACAGGGAGGCAAUUUCCCACAAUGCAGAUAUUAAAAAAUUAAAGCACUGUGAUUUUUAUAUUGGUUUUCUAUUGAUGGAAAAAGAUUACAAAAUCUGUGUAGUGCCAGGGGCAAAUUGGAAUCCAAUAACAGCCUCAUCUAGGUCUUUUGAUUGUCACUGUUUUCUUUUCAUGUUGUUAUGUUUUUUUGGAGGUGCUACAGGUAUAACUCUAUAAAAUGGAGGGAGUUGAUGUGCUCCCCCAGGUAGAAUGUUUUAGAAAGGAAUACAAACUUUCUGUAUUGGCAGCUAUGCUGUUCCUUCAGUUCUAAGUGUGAGUUUCUGUGUUGCACUGAUAUAAAAUUGAUCAGCUCUGUCCACCUGAAUAGUUGAAGGCAGCCCCACAUCCACGCUGUCCACCCCUUCUCCACACCAUCAUUAAUGCCAGCCCUCUACAGUGUCAAAGAGAAUGGUUUCCUGGAUAAAAAAAAUAAAUGCCUAUUUGGCGUGCACCUAGACAAGAAAGAUGAUGACCAUGAACCAAGUAAAUUGUGCAUUUGUGAGGGGUUCUAGAAACAAUAAUCCACUGCCUGGGAUCUAGGAAUCAUUUAUUCUCAGCACUUUCACACAGAGUCAAACAAACUUCCCUUGACCUUACCACCACCAUUGCAUUUCAUUCAGCCUUGGUUCCACACAAUCAUCUGCCGUUUCUUACUGUGCUGACAUCUGGCUUGCUUGCUCAGCAAAGACUGGCUGCCCAAAAGCCUAGAGGAAAAUGUUAUAAAUGACUUUAAAUUCAGAAGAUACAAAACAGCUCAAUGACAGACCAUUGCCUGGGCACUGAGGCCAUUAUUUUCUCGAGUUUCAUGAACAUGGCUAUAAAUAAACAAUACAUAAAGUUGCCUUCUCUACAGAAUGAGCAAGUGAGACUAGAUGGCCUCCAAGAUCCUUUCCAUUCCUUAAUCUAUAUCCAGUGUUCCUUCAGUCUUUGGCAUUUUUAAAACACUAGAAUUUCAGUAAAUAGAAGGGAACUGAAGGACAAGAGCUUGGUAUACCACAAAUAAAUCGAGGCCUGAAUGAUAUUUAUUUACAAUUUUAAACUCCUGGCUUGAUUUUACUGCUGCUUUUUAUGGAUAUCCAAACUGCAAUACAGAAUGGAUGUUGGCCUUUUGAAAGAAAGGCCAAAUCUUUAAUUAUAUCAAUCAGUGACAACAGCUGUCCAUCAGAGAAAACCCCAUACACAACUGAUAAAAGGCUUGAGCCAGAAAUGUCUGUGAAAGAGGCCAUAAGGGGAAAAAUGCCACCUGUUUUGUUUUGUUUAAAAACGCAUUGAGGAUUUGGUAUUUCCACCCUCAUCCAGAAAUGAAAAUCCAGUUUUAUAGACUCAAUUUCUUAACAUUUGCAGAAGUCAAGGGGCUCAUUCAAUGUAGCAAUAUAUUUUUUAUGUUUAUGCCUUUCCAAUCUGAUUGAUAAUGCAUUUGCCUUCAAUGGUUUUUAAUAAAGGUUUAUUUUUGCAGACUAUAUUUACUACCUUUCUUAAACUAACUAAAUUGAAUCAUUUUUGCAUUGAAUAACCGAAGUAGAAUUUACAGCCUUAGCCCUGGAUGUUUUACAAGCUUCCCCCUUGCUGUGAUGACUAUGCUUGUGGACCUCUAAGACAAGCAACCUUGCCUUCUUUGAAUGUAAAAAUGAGUUGCAUCUUAUGCAAACCGUAAAGUGAUUUUCUGGUGACCCAUGUGGAUAAGAGGCAUGGUUGUUGUUCAUUCAGUGGCUGAAUGAUUACUUCAAGAUUGAUUCCCUGAUUGAUACCUAUGGAGGUCAUUCUAACUUGGUUUUGUGUAAAUAACAUGUGUUUGAUUACAAGAUUAAAUAUUUGAAGACAUUUGGUUUACAUUAAAUUAUGAUAUUUAAACAUUUUGUUUAUGUUCAUAAUAGAUGAGGUUUUUCUUUGUCUCUGUGAUUUUUGGUAUGCUAAAUAAAGCUAUUUUUAAAACCAAGACAUUCUUUAUGCCAAGUAUCAAAGCUCUCACAUUAUUCUAGCCAAUAAAAAAUAAUACUGUAUAAAA
Messenger RNA from Monodelphis domestica (gray short-tailed opossum), 4232 nucleotides. It is a transcript of the gene PRRG1, whose product is annotated as proline rich and Gla domain 1. Gene Ontology annotation, cellular component: extracellular region. Lineage: Eukaryota; Metazoa; Chordata; Mammalia; Didelphimorphia; Didelphidae. The record is from RefSeq and is a predicted model, not a curated record. Gene Ontology annotation, molecular function: calcium ion binding.